UUCCUCCCUCCUCCCUUCCUCCCCUCUUCCUCCCUCCUCCCUUCCUCCCCUCUUCCUCCCUCCUCCCUCAGAGGAGCGUCCCGUCGGUGGGUGGUUCCUCUGGCCGUGUUUCAGUCUGGUAUCUUCGGUCUCUCUGGUUGAUUCUUCGGCUGUUUGGAGCUGGUUAAAACCAAACCGGACCAACACUUCUCUCCAGUCAUGCAGAAGGUGGAGGGACGGGUAACCCCGGUAAACCUGCCUUCUUCCAGGGAACCCAGCACCCCGGGGUCCCCCGCCACCGCCAUCAUGGCGCGGGUCAACGACCAGGUGGUGGGCUACAGAGACCUGGCAGCUCUGCCCAGAGAUAAAGCCAUCCUGCAGGUGGAGAGACCGGACCUGAUGACCUACCAACCUCACCUGACCUUCUCCCCCCUCGACCCGCCACGCAGAGAACGAUCUCUGUCUCCUCCGGCCACGUCUCCCACCAUGUCUCCUGAGGUGAAGCCCCGCCGAGCGGAGAGUGAAGGAGACGGUGGUUCUCCUGGAGGAUCAACGCUGCAACUGCAGGCUGGACGCAAGAUCAGCGCCAGCCAGCAGCACUUCCACAGACCAGAUAACGGAGCCAACAUCUACAGGAAACCUCCCAUCUACAAACAAGAUGUUAACAAACAUGUGGAAGGAGUCAUCCAGUCAGCGAAGUUCCCAGCAGCUCAGCCUCCAGAUCCCAACCUGCCAUCCAAGAUCGAGACGGAGUACUGGCCCUGCCCCCCCUCGCUGGCUGCCAUGGAGAUCGAGUGGAGGAAGAAGAAGGAGCUGCAGGAGGAAGACGAGUUUGAAGACCUGACGGGGGACGCCGAGACGCUGCAGGAGCAGGAGCUGGAGAAGAUCAAGUCCAAUCUGGGUCGUCUGAUCCUGAAGGAGGAGAAAGAGAAGGGAGUUCAAUUCAGGAGGAAGACGCAGUCACUGCCCGACAGAACACACAUGCACACCAGUAAGACCAGUUUGUCUGCAGGUUUGUCUGCAGGUGCAUCAAAGUCUCCGUCCCACUCCGGACCAGGCCUGACCAGAAUGCAGUCAGCUGAGUUCUCUACCGACGCAGAUAAAGAACAACCAGCAGCUCAGAACGGAGACGGUCGCAGGGAGAGGAUGGACCGAGGGAACUCUCUGCCGAGCAUCCUGGAGCAGAAGAUUCUUCCCUAUGAAGCGCUGAUUGUGACCCACAGAGGGCGCUGCAAGCUGCCGCCGGGAGUCGACCGCACUCGACUGGAGAGACAUCUGUCCACGGAGCAGUUCCUGCAGCUCUUCGGGAUGCCGAUGGCCGAGUUCGACCGCCUCUCUCUGUGGAGACGAAACGAGCUGAAGAAGAGAGCCUCGCUUUUCUAACAGGAAGUGACCUCAUUCCUCUCCAAUACUUGACGACCCUCCUGCUCUGACGGGACGAGGAAGAGGAGGAGGAAAUAUCCACACACAUCAUCAAACCGACCAAUCCCGUCCCGUCGCUGUGAUCAGAGUGUACUGAAGGCUGAAGGCUGGCCCUGAUUAACCCUUUACUCUGACUAACCCCCCCCCACUCACUCACAUAUAGAUUACCUGUGCUGCACUUAUAACCACCACCGCUUGCUCUUCAUCCUCAUCAUGUGUCCACUCUUCAUCAUCAUCAUCAUCAUCAUGUAGUCUGGUUGAGCUCUAAAGGUUGGCGUCGGGGACGGAGAUCAAACUCGUGAAGCUGCGUCAUCGUUGGUUCAAACUACGACGACCAAUCAGAUCGCUGGAAACACGAUCACCUGACACGAUCACAUGACACGAUCAGCUGACAGCGUUUAGAAUAAAGAGACCUUUUUAAUAAUACCAGAAUAAUUACUGCCGUGACGAGGUUCGGGUUGUUAGGGAAGCCGAUCUCGUCACAUUGAGUCACUAAGAAUGUUUUUAGUGAAUUCAACCUUAAAUACAGAUUUUAUCUAAAUGUUUCUGCAGCUUCUAAACCAGAUUUAACCGUUUAUAUUUAACGGAGCUGAAAAUCACUUUUUGCUGCAGUGAUAAUCAGAAAACGGGCUUUCUUUCCAGACCUUUUUUUGGACAAUUUUUUGACUUUUUAUCGGAAAGUUUUCGGACAAAAAGCCUCUCACAUUCACACAUCUGGAGGUCAGAGGUCAAGGGACCCCUUGGAAAAUGGCGGCAAAAUUUAGCGUAUAUUUGUAGCGUUAUCUAACCUCCUGAUUCAGGUAUCUUCAUCUCAUCUCAUCAGAUUAAUCAUUCCACGUUCUUAAUGAAGAACUAUUCCAGUCUCUAACCAGCUUCAUGACACCAGUAGACCAGGUUACCAGUAAACCAGUUAAGUGAUUAACCCGUUAACGGUCUGGUCUCCGUCCUCCGGCGUCUGAGCUUGGUUACCGUGAGGAGUUCUCGUCCUGUAUUAAAAUGUAACAGAUUGUAAUCUCUAUUUAUUACGUGGAUCUUUUUAUUUAUUUGAAGAUUGUAAUUUUUGACUGUUGAACUGUUUUAUGUUUUAAUAUUUGAGUUUUUUCUGUACAGAUGUUUUUUAUUCUUCGCUUUAACUCGCCACCAAACACAUACCUUCAUCUUAAAGGAGCAGUCGGUACUAAUCCACACGGCGGCGGAGCGGCGUCACGCUCGCCGUCUUCAACUUUCUUCAUGCUUUCUUCUGGUCGACGCCUCCACGCCGUCCGGUCCUCGCGGUCCUCGCGGUCCGCAGCGUUUCUGUUGUACGAUGUAAAGAAGUCCAAUAAAUCUGAGAACUACA
Messenger RNA from Sebastes umbrosus (honeycomb rockfish), 2740 nucleotides. RefSeq names its product dematin actin binding protein (gene dmtn). Bases 199 to 1362 code for a protein of 387 amino acids. The transcript is spliced from 16 exons. NCBI's taxonomy places the organism in Eukaryota, Metazoa, Chordata, Actinopteri, Perciformes, Sebastidae. The record is from RefSeq and is a predicted model, not a curated record. Gene Ontology annotation, cellular component: actin cytoskeleton; plasma membrane. Gene Ontology annotation, molecular function: actin filament binding. Gene Ontology annotation, biological process: actin filament bundle assembly; lamellipodium assembly; cytoskeleton organization.